This is a messenger RNA of Sphaerulina musiva SO2202, 3038 nucleotides long. RefSeq lists its product as uncharacterized. Gene Ontology annotation, cellular component: cytoplasm; nucleus. The transcript has 2 exons. NCBI's taxonomy places the organism in Eukaryota, Fungi, Ascomycota, Dothideomycetes, Mycosphaerellales, Mycosphaerellaceae. Bases 389 to 2254 code for a protein of 621 amino acids. The record is from RefSeq and is a predicted model, not a curated record. Gene Ontology annotation, molecular function: mRNA binding.
AUCACGUCCCAGCGUGUCACUGUCAUUCUUUGUUUUCUCCGCUAAUUGCUGCCUCACAAAGGCUCUGCCCGCCGCCCCAACUGACUCUCGCACGUCAGUUCUGCCGUAGGAAGAACUGCUGCUGGUGUGUGGAGCAGCGCAUCACAUCACACAUCACGGGAGAGAGACACGGAGACACGGAGUCGGUCUCGUCUGGUCUGCAGCUGUUAUUCCAACCCACCUCCCCUACCAUCCGCACCCGCUGCACUCUGCAACAUUCCCUCCUCUGCCGCGCUGCAGCAGCCUGAACCUGUAGCCUCGAGAGACGCGAAGCUGGGCGGGCCGGAACUGCAGUAGAGAAAUACUCUUUGUAUCGCACCGCCAGCGUCACACCCUCGCAGCCACCGCCAUGCAGCAUCAGCAGUACGCGGACAUGUACUACGACCAUCCCGCCGGCCGCUCGCCCACGUCGGUGCGGCAGAGCUCGCUGCACCGCCAGAACUCACGCCAACAGUUUGAGCCAGCCUACGGCCACCUCCCGUCUGGUCUCUACACGGCCGAAGACCACGCUCAGAGUUUCAACGGCAAUCCACGAUUCAACGCAAACGACAUGCGCAACGCAACUGUAGGCGGUUACGGAAAUGGCGGCUACGACAACAUGGGCGGACAGUCGUGGAACGCCGGUGCGUUUGGACAGAAUAAUACGCUGAAUGGACUCGGUGGUCCGAAUCUGCGCAAGCCUCCAUCGCGGGGUGGUCGCUCUGGUCUGCCUUCUGCCUGGAUGGAUCAACAGCAGCAGCACAUGCCCAUGAACCAGUACGGUGUAGGAGGCUAUGGAGGGCAAAUGGGACGACACGACAUCCACUCGGAGCCCGAUGAAGAGCUGAUUCCCACUGCCAUCGUGAUCAAAAACAUUCCAUUCGCUGUCAAGAAAGAGCAGCUGGUUGGCAUUAUGACCGAGAUGGGCCUGCCCUUGCCUUAUGCGUUUAACUACCACUUUGACAACGGCGUGUUCAGAGGUCUUGCUUUUGCGAACUUCACGAAUCCUGACGAGACUGCGACAGUGAUUGAGGCGAUGAACCACUUUGAGCUUAAUGGGCGGAAGUUGCGAGUCGAAUACAAGAAGAUGUUGCCAGCUGCUGAACGUGAACGCAUAGAACGCGAAAAACGAGAACGCAGAGGGCAACUGGAGGAACAGCAUCGACCAAUGGCCGGCGCCACGCUGCAGACGCAAGCUUCGGCAUCUUCUUUGUCGUCUCGAAUGAUCAAUGCUAGCUCUCCUUCACCAGUGUCAGCACGCCAGAAGAUCGGUCCUGCCUUUUCUGAGUUGAGCUACACCGACUCGGCCACAGGAGGACCAGAGGUGAACCUGAACGAUGCUACGCAGCUGAACUACUACACCAAGCUCAUGCUGUUCAAGGAGGAUGCAAGCAAAGAUCUCCUGGUCUUUGCUCCCACUCUCUCACCUCCCGAGCGCCGUAUCGUUCAUACCUUGGCACAUCACAUGGGCCUGGGUCACGCGUCGAAGGGCGAUGCCAACCAACGCGCUGUCCACGUCUUCAAGGAAGGUCGUCAACGCCUGAGCCCACCAAUUCCAGCUCUCGCAAACCUCCAGACCGACCAACGCCGACAGCUCAACAGAGCUGCUACCACUGACUUCAGUGAUGUCCGCGCAAACGAGGGCUACUACGCCCCCAACAACCUCCGUCACCAGGCAUCUGGUUACCUGGGCUAUCAUGACACCCCGAAUGGGUUAAACCCGGGGGGCAAUCUCCGCUCGGCGAAGUCUUUCGCAGAUCUUCGCUCGUACACGCCAUCUCCAGUGCCGUCCACUGCUAGCUUUCCUGCUGCCCUCAGCAAUAAUGUGCAGCGCCUCCAGCAAGAUUUCGGUCGAGAGACUGGCCAGUCUGGCACGCCAACCCUGAUGACACCCACGUCUGGUCUUGCCGAGCGCGGCGACGCCUCCGGCCUCAUCAAUGGUCUUGGCAACAUGACUAUAGGAUCAGGAUUUGCAGGAAGUCCACGAGGCCUCCGCGGAUUCCCAUCUUGGGAAAGUGGCAACCCAGGCCCUAUUGGAAGCAACCGCUCAUUCAGCAACUUUGACGACCGCUCGCAGACUCGCAGCGCUCUACAAGGUGGUCCCGAGCGACAGCCACGCGGCCCGCUACCAGAGCGUGGAGCUGGCUUCUCGCGCAGACAGAACGGACACAUGCAGCGCAACAGUGACGAACUCUCACAGCAGAGCAGUGCCGCCGAAAUCACUGUUGAGCACUAGACUGACCAUCUUGGUUCGACGUGAUCACUGUCCUUACCCCAUAUGCUCAGUGAUGAACGCGAGUACCUACCCUUAACCACGCUGACAACGAAAGCAUGACUUAACGAAAGCAUGACUAGCAUCCUCAGCGAGUCGACAGCACUUACCGUCUGUCGACGACCGCUUUGACAAACGAUGACGACAAACCACUUAUGAUCGGACGAUCGAAAUGAGAAUGAAGACAAAAAGUAGAGAAGAAAGAUAUCAAGGAGCUCGCUGCCCACCACCACGACGUGGAGAAGUGCCCACGACUGUGUGACGACCUCCUUACUGCAUUAACUCUUUCAUGUACUUUGCAUUACUGGAAAGAUGGAGGACGCGGAAUGCUUACUGGGUAAUACUGAACGGCUGUUGAUCUGAUUUGACGCGACUGGUGUUUUGUUCAAUGCAAAAAAAAUUGGCAUUUUCUAUGGGACAUGGGGCGCAACGGGAGACUUGGAAUAUGGCAGUACAUUGCUCACUCCGACUUCUCGGUUGGAAGUGUUUGCAGUGGAAUGGGUUUCCCCCACAGACUCGUAUUCGACAGUCUUGGAAAUGCUGCAUUUGCCCUGUUUGUUGUCUAUUUCUGUUGCUGUUGCUGUGUUUGUUUGGUUGGGGUUACUUCGCUUCAUGAUCGGGUGUAUUAACAAAAGCUUUGCUGCAAUGCUCUGCUUAUGUUUGUUUCAGUGUGUGUGAUGGAUCAAGAAGAAACGGCUGCUCAUCGCGGGAGACACAUCGCCUGCUUAAGUACUAAUGCAAUGGGAAC